Verticillium dahliae VdLs.17 is the source of this 702-nucleotide messenger RNA. RefSeq lists its product as uncharacterized. Bases 1 to 702 code for a protein of 233 amino acids. The transcript is spliced from 4 exons. The record is from RefSeq and is a predicted model, not a curated record. Lineage: Eukaryota; Fungi; Ascomycota; Sordariomycetes; Glomerellales; Plectosphaerellaceae.
AUGUACCGCAAUCGCGAUAAACACCCGGGUGCCAUGGCGGCAGGCAGCGGGCGAGGGUCCUCGUACGCCGAAGGGUGGGUGCCCCGCUCCCAGGGAGGAGCUCUUGUGACCAUUUCGACGAUAAGGAAUGACUUCAUGGUUCGUCAGUGGCAGAAUGUUCUUAUCUUGCAGGGCCCGCAUGGAACUGCUGCUGUUAACAUCCGUUGCAACCAACGUGCCCCUGAGGACCAACACAAGGUACCUAACCCGAAGCUAUCCGGUCGCUUCUCACAUUGGGCGUCACUAUCAGUCUGUGCCCAAGAGUACCAGGCUCAGAAUAUCGUGGGCGACCUCGACCUCAAUGGUCAUCGGAGCAAUGUGCACACAGUCCAGCGUGGGCUGUCCGUGCUCACCCUUCAGCGCUACAUGCGAGCCCCCACGAAAUCCUGUCAUGGCCGCAAUUUCGGCCAAGCCCAAACCGAUGACGUGCCUCUGCCGGUGAAAUCCGUCAACAUGAGUGCGGAGCGAUGUGUGAUGCGAGUCCGCAUACCCAACCAAAGGUACAUAUUUGUCGGCGGCAAGUCCGUUGUAGCCCUUUUAUCGCCCAACAGCCAGGCAGACGCACCUGACGAAGCGAUGGCGCCCGUCGGUGCCGCUGACUAUGUGACGCUUUUGACAGAACGUCAUGGACCGGCAUACGUGUUGCCAGGAAACAUCGGAUGA